This is a messenger RNA of Brachypodium distachyon (stiff brome), 2047 nucleotides long. RefSeq lists its product as uncharacterized. The transcript has 3 exons. The coding region runs from base 322 to 1419 and encodes 365 amino acids. Lineage: Eukaryota; Viridiplantae; Streptophyta; Magnoliopsida; Poales; Poaceae. The record is from RefSeq and is a predicted model, not a curated record.
GUAAGUUCGAGGAGCAAGAGGGGGGAGAGAGAAGGAGUCCGUCUAUAGAAAUAUAGACAGACGAUUUCCGCGCAGAUCGUUCCAUACAGACGAUCUUGUUCCCGUUGUAUGGAGGGCGUCGGUAUCGUGGGAUUAAUCUUCGCGGGAAACAACUUUUCCCCUUUCCCGCGAAACUCAGCCCGGCGCGCGAACGAAAUCAGAUCGAGCCGCGUUUUCUUCUCCAUGACGCUCUGAUCUUCCACCUCCUUGUUCACGAUGCCAUUCAGUCCCCCUUCUGAAGUUCACUUAUUCUCGCCAUAGAAGUUGUUGCAAAGCUUGGGGAUGGGGCGCCAAUCGACGCGGGUCCCUGCGCCGUCACCGCCACCAUGGGAGCCUCCGGAGGUGACCAACGCUGAGCACGCCGCCGCCGUUCCCCGCUCUAGGACGGCCGUUUGGUGGGGCAACUCGCCCGGUGCUAGCGCUUCCGUCUCCUCGACUCAGGCUGUCCCGAAGGACAAGCAGGCAUGGAACUCGGCUGCAGCCUCCGAGUUCUCGUCCCCAACCUUAGAUUGGGGGGCAGAUCUCCGUCCACCUGGUGGUUUUCUAAGCUACUUCGAAAACCCGUCGAGCUCCCCUCUUCCCCAACAACAGCCUAAUCAUCAGGCCAUGUUCCAAAAUUUACAUUAUGCCGGUGGUCCUCCACACCAUGCUUCAUUUCCGGCACCACGACCAACGGUGCUCACGGGGAAUCCAGUACUUCCGUUUCCCAUGUCGAGCACUCCACUUACACCAUCUGGUUUCCAGCAGUCCAUGAAUGUUGAUGGAGGCGGCAAGGACGGAGGUAGGAGGACUGAGAAACGACUUGCAUGGACAAAAGAGGAGGAUACAAGAUUGAUGAGUGCUUGGUUAAGUAACUCGACUGACCCAAUCAAUGAAAACAACAAGACGAGUGAUCAAUACUGGAGAGAUGUCACUAUGGUCUACAACAGCACUACUCCAGAAAAUAGGAAGAGACUUGUGAAGCAAGCAAAAGACCAUUGGCAUAGUCUUAAUAAGCUGGUAUACCAAUUCCAUUGCUCUUAUACGAAGGCUUCUGCCAUAUAUGCUAGUGGACAAUCUGAUGCCCAGUUAUUGGAGAAAGCUCACGCAUUUUAUGAGGCUUCGGUCGUUGCUGUGCGUGGUACUUCCAUCCGGCCAGAGGAAGUACCACGCACAGCAACGACCGAAAAAUUAUGCUAUGCACGAGGAAAGCGCAUGCAUCACCGACCACAGUCUCCACUCCGGACAAAAUUCGAUCGGUCCCGAGAGCAAUCGAUCAGGAGAGAAAGGAAUCAAGAAUCAAAAAAUCAAGACGAGCUGCAACGGCGACCAUCGACUACGGGCGAGUUCAAUUAUUUGCGCAUCGGGCGUGAUCUCCACGAGAAGAAACCAAUCUGCUAAAUCACGAGAAGCCGCUCCGUGCGCCCGUGUAUCGCAGCAAUCCACAAGAAGACAAGCCGUUCUCGCAGUCAACCGCGACCGCAGGCUCCCAGUCGCGGAACGCGGCACGGCAGGAUUAACUCCGCGUCCAGCAAUUCAGUUCCACCAAGCCGCAUCUGCGCGCCGGCACCGAAGUCGGCCUCGUCGAAUCCCAAUCAGCCCGGGUUCGCCGAGUCCCGAGCCACGUGGUCGCGUGCCUGCACGCAGCACACGCAGCCGUGAGAGAAUCGAUUAAUCCUAAAGAACCGGCGCCCUGUUUCCUUUUUUCAGCAGAACGGCGGCUUCAAGACAAACAAAUUGAUGGCACGUGGUGGAUUACUAAAAGGAAAAAGAAGAGCAGAAGAUGGUUCAGAGUUCAGAGUUCACGUAAUGCCUAAAGUGGAUUAACAGCAAGUCAAAGCAACGCACGCUUAAAGCGGAAACCAUAAUCAACUCGUGUACCUGCGACUCCGGAUCAAGACAGCCUGGGUCAGCCGCGUCUGUCAAAUACGGACAAUAUCGUGACCAUCUACAACAGAAAAGGCAUCGGCUCUGCGCUAGACGCGCACAGGAAAGUUUGAAGCGUCUGCCGGCGCUGACUCCGUCCGCG